Messenger RNA from Symbiodinium sp. CCMP2456, 3426 nucleotides. The record is from the annotation of a GenBank genome assembly. NCBI's taxonomy places the organism in Eukaryota, Dinophyceae, Suessiales, Symbiodiniaceae.
AUGUCGGCCUGCAAGAGCGUGCCUUUGAUCCGGCCGGUGCGGGCGCCAGAGCCGCAGUUCGUCGUGGUGCAGGAAGGCGUCGACUUCCUCCGUGGCUUGGAGGGCCCUCUUUACGUCGUGUCCGUGGUAGGUGUGAUGCGGCAAGGAAAGAGCUUUAUCCUGGGCCUCCUGGCGGGUGGCCCCGGCAUCUUUCGUUUAGGCCAUCAAACGAAAUCCUGCACGGAGGGGGUGGAUGUCUUCGCUCGCCCUCAUCCCUCCGGACGCGGGCACCUGGUAUUCUUGGAUGUGGAGGGCCAGGGAUCACCCGAUCGGAACGAGACAUACGAUGCUGCUCUGACGACCGUCGCCAUGCUGCUGUCGUCCAUGGUGGUCUACAACUGCCUGUCAGUAGGCACAUCAAAAGAUGUGGACAAGCUGGAGCUCUUGAGCGGCUUCAUGCAGAACAUCUUCGAUCGCACGUCUGAGGAGCACGGAGAGCGCGAGGCAGCGGGCAGCGACAGGUUCUGUCCCGCAUUGAUGUGGCUGCUGCGCGACUUCUUCUUGGAGAUGGUGGAUGCAAGCGGGAAGCCCUGCGAUGCUGAUACCUACCUCGAGGAAGUGCUCCUGGCACCGGUGUCCGGGGCGAGCAGAGCGGCCAAGGACCAGAACCGGAAGCUGAACGACAUCAAGCAGGUCCUGCAGAAGCGGUGCUUGCGCACCUUGCCCAGGCCCAUUGCUGGUGACGACUUUCGGGAUCUACAAGAGUGCGGGCUUCAGUCACCACCGUUGCUUCCGGAGUUUGUGCAGAAAGCAGAGAAGCUUCUGAGCGAAGUCAAUCGCUUGCAAAUACCCAAGCAGCAUAACGGCAGGUGUGUUUCUGGAGCGAUGCUAGCAGCACUCACGGAAGAGCUCGUGUCCUCUUUAGACUCGAAAGGGGUUCCAGAGCUGCUGACGUCUUGGCAGCAAGUAUGCAAACAGGAGACGCUCCGCGCGUGGCAAGAGGCUGUCAUGGUGUACGAUGCUGAGUGGAGCACCGGGCCACUCCCUAUCGAUGAUGCCUCGGAGAUUCACAAGAAGGCUUUGGGCAAGAGCUUGCAGGUCUACCGCUCGAUUGUUCUUGGCUCCGGUUGUAUCGACGCGCUCAUGCAGGAGAUUGACCGGAAGCUGGAAAGCUGGCUGACGGCGAACGAUGCUGCCGCGGAGGCGCUUUGCAGCCGCUGCCUGAAGGAACACCUCCGCAAGGUCACGCAAGCCCAAGAAACAGGGGACUACUGCGUUCCGGGAGGUCUUGCACUCUACGACCGUGCGACCGCUGCCGUGUUGAAGGAGUUCCGAGGCAGCGUUGAAGCCCGGCGUUUUCCCGUGGUCGCAGGGGCCUGCGUGGCAGACUGGGUGAGGACCCAUGGACCAGCGCGAGCAGCCAUUUGUAAGGCUGACGAUGCGCUGCAUCAGGCGGCGAAGGAAGCAGAACUCCGGUGUCAGCAGGAAGCUCUUUCGGAGUUGGAGCACGCUGCUUCUAUGGAGGCGUUGCAGAAGCAGAAGAUCCUCAACGCGAACAGGAUGGAAGUCGCCAAGGCCGCUCACGAGGCAGAAGUGAAUAGAUUGCGUGGUGAGUCGGAGGGCCUUCGAAGGGAGCACGAGCACUUGGCUGACAAACGGCGUCAGGAGUUGCAGCUCAUGCUUCAACAAGGUCGGAAAGCGGACGCAGAGGCCUUUCAGCAAACCAUGGCUUUUGCCCAAGAGGCACAAGCAUCCCAGCUCAGGGGCCUACAAGAGGCCAUGAGGCAAAGCCAACUUCAGCAGCAAGAUUUGCAGCGGAAUAUUUCUGGAAGCCUUCGUGCAAUCGCAGCCCACCAGGAACAUGUUGAUGCAGCUGCCCACCGUGCAGCGGAAAUCGCAAAUCAAGAGGCCUCCGGUCCUGCGAGACUUCUGUUGCCCAUUGCGAACUUUGCCAUGAGCUUCUUCCCAUCAGCUGCGCCAAUGAUUGGGGCGGCUGCAUCUGCACUGACAGGAGCUCUUCAUUCUGCCUGCAGCCACGCCGCGUGUGGCCCGUGCCUUCGGCAGCUGGUGCUGAGCCAGCUUCCGAAGAGCCGCGAGCGUUGGCAGCUCGAGAUCCUUUGCCCCGAGCCUGGCUGCCAGAAGCGACUCCCUCACCGCUUGGUCGUCAAAGUCAAAGAGGCCGAUGACCUUGCGAAGGCCAUCGACACGGACGGCCUUUGGCCAAGCCUCGGAGACGAGGAAUCGCAGCACUGCCCCCUGUGUGGGAAGGCGGCGGCGGUGCACGUAAAUCGCGCUUGCGGCCAUGCAGCCUGCGAGACCUGUUGGCUCGACGGCCUCGAAGAGAAACUCCGCUGGUGCCGCGAGAAUGCCGCCAUGGACAUCCCGUGUCCGCACCCGGGCUGCCAUGAGGGCUGCUACGAUGUGCUGCGCCACUUCGAGAGCCCCUUCCUGGAGGAGCUCGAGCUCUACGUCCGGGAGGCCCAGGCGCAGCUCGUCGAGAUCUCCUGGUGGUGUGUGCGCGGCCCGCCCGGGGCUCCGGGACCGCUCUGUCGAGUGUGCGAGCGCCGUUCCAUGGCAGUGCUGCAUUGCCCUUGCGGCCUCGCGGCUUGCCCGUCUUGCUGGAAAGGCUUUGUGCAGCAGCAGCUGGCCCGGUGCAAGGAAGACUUCAAGUUGAGCCCGCUGGGCUGGUACCCUUGGCGUGCCGGGUGCAGCUGCCAAGAGAACCUUCUUACGCUGCUGACUCCUUCUUUCACGAAGGGCUUUCAGGAGCAGCGGGCUUUGGUCAAGACGCAGCAGCAUGAGCUGAAGCGCCUUUAUCCCUACGCCGUGCCACGAUUCCUGAGCGACGGACCGCCCCCCGCGUGCGCCGUCUGUGGAGAGGACGCCAUGGUUCUACUGCGCCCGCCGGGCUGCCCCAAGGAUCAUGCUGCCUGCCAAACUUGUUGGGCGCUCUGGGGCCAGGAGCAGAUCGAGGCCUGCCGCCAGGGCCGACAUUAUCCGGCACGCUGCCUCUGGCCUGGCUGCAAGAGCAAUCUCCACGAGGAAGACUGGCUGUGGCGUCUGCUGAAGUUCUCCCCACGACUCUCCCAGCUUGUGGCGGAACUCGAUCGCCGUGGGCGUCUACAGAAGAACCGCCUCUAUCCUCCUGCGGUGCAGGUCGACUGCCCCCAGCCCGGCUGCGUGGGCUUGGGCUACCUGGGCUUCGACACGGUGAUGUGCUUCAUCUGCGAGCACCAGUGGGACGCGACCGAGGGAAUCCUCGGAGAGGAGACGGAGCUGCCUGAGGGAGAGGAGGUGGCGGAGGCUUCCGUCGCCGGAGUGAAGGUCAAGCGAUGCCCGAAGUGCCACGAGUACAUCGAGAAGAACGGUGGCUGCGACCACAUGACCUGCCGCUGUGGCCAUGAGUUCUCCUGGCAGACGCGGAAACCCUGGCGGCCUAAUGGCUGA